AUAAGGUGUGACUAAUGCAUGCAUGUACCUAUCUCUGAUUGUAGAGAGGUAUAGAUUGCUCGUGACUAGUACAUGUAUUUAUCAAUCACUGAUUCUAUAAAGAUAGAGAGUGCUCGGGCUACACACAUCAUCAGAAAUUGAAAAAGGAAAAACCAUCACAGUGUCUGAAAAUAAAAACAAGGGACAACAUUGAAGUAGUUUGACAGCAGGCAAUGAAUCAAGCUCAAGCCUUGUCAUCGGUGGAUUAUAGGAUUCUGAGAACAAUUUCCUUGAAUCAGCACUUCUACAUAAUUGAUAUUGCGUACAGCGAUAGAGACACAGUCUGCUUGUCUGUAUGUGCUGAGAUAUACGGAUCUACUGAAAUUACAAAAAAACACCCUGUUAGAUUUGUCCUACCGACUGGAUCUUAUAUAAACUAUGGGCAUUCGACAUUUUAUUAUAUAAAUGAUAAUAUUGUAAAUGCCUGUUCCUGUACUGACAGUUAUCUAAGUAUAAAUCGUCCAAACCUACUUCAAAAUAAAGCAGAUGUAAACUUCUUUCAAACCCAUGGCAUUGCGGUUUGCGAAUCAGGCUACAUCCUCGUCUGUCAGUGGAACCGAAAGUUCAAAGAAAAGAGCGCUGGGAAAAUUGUUAAAAUACAGUACAUUAAUGCUGGCAACAGGAAUGAUAUAGUUAUGGAAAUUGAGUCAGACAAGAACCAACCCCUGUAUAUUUGUCCCACCUACAUUGUAGAGAACGCCGAUGGAGACAUAUGUGUCUCUGACGUCAGAACCGUGGUUGUCACGGACGCCGGCGGUAUGCUGAGAUUCCGUUACCACGGAAAUUCCCGUGACUUUGAUCCAUACGGUAUAUGUUGCAAUUCAUCGUGCAACAUUAUCGUUGCUGAUAUGAAAAACGACAAAAUUCACGUGAUUGAUAAAGAUGGCGCAUUUCUCCAUCACGUGACUUAUGAUGGAAUUAAAAUGCCCCGUGCUAUAUGUAUUGACGAAAACGACAAUCUCUACGUGGGGGAAUGGCAUACAGAUACCAUCAAAGUCAUUGCAGGGUAAAUAUGUCAGACACAGCCACUUAUUUGAUCAAGAACUUUUAAAGUUAUUGCUUCCAUCAAUUUUUGAUGAUUUUUAAUAAAAAUACACAUUCCUGUGAAAGAAAUACAAUUGAAAUCGAUGAAAGGGAAUAUAUCCAAGAUAUCUUCAUUGAACAAUUAUCCCUUUUCACUCAUAAUUUCACAGGAACGAAAACAAAUUUCUUUCGGAAAUUUAUAAUGGGAAAUGUUUACACCUUUUCUCCAUUCGGAAGUACUCGGGAUACAUCGUGCAAUUUUUUAACGUUAUCAUCCGGGCUCAUGUAUGGCUGAUACAAUGCAAAAUCUCCGUAGACUUUCAAUUUUUGGAUGUGUAUUGAAACCCGAAGCGGUAAAGGGGGGCGUUUCAACACAUAUAAUCUGGACAUUUUUCAUAUUAGUGAAUGAACGUAGUUUGAGAUCAAAUGUAUUUACUAUUAUUGAAAUAUCAAGCAAAAAGUGGUGGAAGCAAAAACUUGGGACAGAGUAGUAUAGUCAAUAUUCUUUAAAAGCUGAAGUGUACAACUAAGUGUGUAAAUCUGAUGAGAACCGCAUCAAAUGUACAAUAUAAAUGUAUUAACAUAAAAUAAAGCAGACUUAUAUUAAUCAAA
This is a messenger RNA of Magallana angulata, 1674 nucleotides long. RefSeq lists its product as uncharacterized. The record is from RefSeq and is a predicted model, not a curated record. Gene Ontology annotation, molecular function: ubiquitin protein ligase activity. The transcript has 3 exons. Gene Ontology annotation, biological process: protein polyubiquitination; proteasome-mediated ubiquitin-dependent protein catabolic process. Lineage: Eukaryota; Metazoa; Mollusca; Bivalvia; Ostreida; Ostreidae. Bases 213 to 1049 code for a protein of 278 amino acids.